Talaromyces rugulosus is the source of this 888-nucleotide messenger RNA. RefSeq lists its product as uncharacterized. Lineage: Eukaryota; Fungi; Ascomycota; Eurotiomycetes; Eurotiales; Trichocomaceae. The record is from RefSeq and is a predicted model, not a curated record. The transcript has 8 exons. Bases 1 to 888 code for a protein of 295 amino acids.
AUGUCGGGCAACGAGCGGAUUCCAGUGGCAGCCAACGUGCUGGGAACUAUUGGCACUGUUUUCUGGUGCGUCCAGCUGGUGCCCCAGAUAUGGCACAACUGGAGACACAAAAAGACAGAUGGCCUGCCGCAGAGCAUGAUGCUUCUGUGGGCUGUUUCUGCUAUUCCUUUUGGCGUCUACAUGAUUCUUCAAGAUGUCAAUAUCCCGCUUCAGAUACAGCCUCAGCUGUUCGGCUUCUUUGGUUUUAUCAGCUGGGGCCAGAUCCUCUAUUACAACCAUAAUUUCUCAAAAUUUAAAGCAAGUGCCCUAGUAGUGAUAUUGGUGCUGCUUUGUGGUGGUAUAGAGGCCAUGUUCAUCCUCACUCUUAGGAUUCCAUACAGCAAAGGAAUCACCUGGCCCGAUUUGAUUUUUGGCAUUAUAGCAUCAAUCAUGCUGGCACUUGGAUUUCUGCCCGUGUAUCUUGAGAUGUGGAAGAGAAGGGGCCGGGUUGUUGGAUUCAAUUGGGUUUUUCUGAGCAUCGACACUCUGGGUGCUCUUUUUUCUCUUUUUGCUUUAGCCGCCCAGGGAACCUUUGAUAUCCUUGGUGGGGUUCUUUACGUUGUCGUGUUCCUUUGCGAAGUCGCCAUCUACGGCAGCCAUAUUACCUGGCGAAUUCGCCACCGCAAACUCCUCCAGACGGCAAAGACAUCGGGAAAGACAGUCGACGAGUUGCUGGAUGAGAAGAAAGGGGGGCAUGUUGAGAAUGUUUCAAGUCUGCCGGAUCUUGAAAAAGGUGUCCAAAACGAGAAAGAAGAGGCUCGGCCAACUGGUGAUGUCAGUACUGAUAUGGGACAACCUCGCGGUUCAGUGAACCAGGAUCUACCUCUACCGGCACAACGGUCAGAAUGA